Messenger RNA from Ornithodoros turicata, 1743 nucleotides. Its product is annotated as substance-K receptor-like. Gene Ontology annotation, molecular function: neuropeptide receptor activity. The record is from RefSeq and is a predicted model, not a curated record. Bases 207 to 1424 code for a protein of 405 amino acids. The transcript has 6 exons. Gene Ontology annotation, cellular component: plasma membrane. Lineage: Eukaryota; Metazoa; Arthropoda; Arachnida; Ixodida; Argasidae. Gene Ontology annotation, biological process: neuropeptide signaling pathway.
AGUUAUAUUCGCUUUUCAUUUGGAUAGGCUAAUCAAAUACAAAUUUAACGGUGACGCAAAACGCCAGAGAACGUUGCGACUGUAGCAUUAUAACGACAGUAUUAAGGACCACAGAGAUAAAUUGCGUACAGGAACAAGAACUGGAAACUAGAGCAGGGACAGUGAUACUACAGCUGAAGCGGAGUGAGCUAUAAGGACCGUCAAUCAUGAGUGUCCACCCAAAUUGUUCGGACAUUUUGACAAGCGUCGUUAACCUCAGCCUGCUGGAAGAUGCAGGACCUUUAGCCAGAGCGCCUUUGUCCUGGUGGGGUCAUCUCAAGAUCUGCGUCUUCGUCCUCACCAUGACCGUCUCCGUGCUAGGCAACAGUGGAGUCAUUCUGACAGUGGCUCUGAACCGGAGCCUGCGCACAACCAUCAACUAUUACCUGAUGAACUUGGCUGUGGCCGACACCAUCAUCAGUGUGUUCUGUAUGUGGGUGCACCUAGUGAACCAUCUCUUUGACUGGUACGUCCUCGGUCCUUUCAUGUGCAAAGUGGAAGGCUUCACGCAGAUGACUACGGUAACAUGCAGCGUCCUCACUUUGUCGGCCAUUUCCUGCGACCGUUUCUCGGCCAUCCUGUUCCCGUUUCAUACGAGGGUGACCAAGCAGAGGACGGGCGGUGUCCUAGUGUCCGUCUGGUUGGUGUCUGCAGCUGUUGCUUCGCCCCUGCUUCUCUACAGUACACCGUAUACCGUCCAGUGGAGCCUAGAUGAGUCGAGGACAUACUGCGGCGACAGCUGGCCGCAGACGAUCACCUGGGACGGCGCCACCUGUAUGGUCCGCUCUCCAUCCAAGCAGCUUUACUAUGCUGCCGUCACUGUAGCUCUUUUUUUCGUUCCCGUCGCCGUGAUGAGCUCAGCUUACGCCCUCAUCAUCAUUACUCUGUGGAAAGAGCGCCAGCCACCAGGAGAGCACUCGCCAAGGAACAUUCACCUUCAUUCCAGGGCAAAGCGGAAAGUCGUGAAGUUGGUGUGUGUGGUGAUGGUGGUGUUCGUUCUUUGUUGGAUGCCUUUUCAAGUCCUCGUGCUCUUCUCGCAGUUCAGGGACAACGACGGAGACCCAUUGCCCCUGUGGUUUUCUGGAGCUUCCUUUUGGUGCACGUACCUGGCGUACGCCAACAGUGCCCUGAACCCCAUCAUCUACGGCGGAAUGGCACCCAACUUCAGGCAGGGACUCGCCAACGCCCUACGCUGCGGCCAGAAGAGAGUCGUCGUCAACCAUACUAGACGAUGGUCAUCCAGGCUGACGGUGACCACAGGGGGCAGCACCUUUCCCGUUGUCGGCAGGGCUCGUCCUUCCGCCAUGUUGCACUACCAAAAUAAUGCAGUAACGCCGCCUACAUCAAAUUGCUCCAGUAGAAGACUGCUGUCGACUGGGGUUUAGACUGGCGGAAUUUCUGUUCAAGACAACCACCCAGCCCUUACACCACGUCCAACAUCGUUCUAGACGAUAAAUGAAUUUGGAGACAUCAAGAAAAAAGAGGUACCAUGGUGCUUCGCAUGCCGUCAUACAGGUGUGGUGAAGGUGGUGAUGUGAUAAAGAAAAAAAAAUGUGGACGUGAGUUUCGACGAAGUCGAACUGGCUACCCCAGUACGCCAUACAGGUGUAUACGCUUCAACAAGGAUGGUUUGCGACAAUGCGUCAAGAGUUUUUGCUUCAGACUGAAGACUUCGCGUCUUUUGGAUUCGCAAUCCCAGAAGCA